Ostrinia furnacalis (Asian corn borer) is the source of this 3841-nucleotide messenger RNA. RefSeq names its product Germinal centre kinase III. Gene Ontology annotation, molecular function: ATP binding; protein serine/threonine kinase activity. Gene Ontology annotation, biological process: protein phosphorylation. NCBI's taxonomy places the organism in Eukaryota, Metazoa, Arthropoda, Insecta, Lepidoptera, Crambidae. The record is from RefSeq and is a predicted model, not a curated record. The transcript is spliced from 12 exons. The coding region runs from base 275 to 2206 and encodes 643 amino acids. Gene Ontology annotation, cellular component: cytoplasm.
GAGGACGGCUGCUUUCGAGGCGUUCAUGUUUUCAAGCUGUCUUUCCACCGCGAACAGUGGCCUGGAUCGCUCGCUGCCGACUGGUAGCCGAUUACUGUGCGCGUUAUCUUCAAAUAGAUGGAUUUAUAAAACGGAGCUAAUUAUAUUAUUAUCAUGGGUCGAUAAGGAGGCAGUGGAAUGUUGAUAGGUGUUAGUGCGCGAUCACUGUCGUUGUGAUGAGGUGAACAGUGACUGUGUUUUGUGCUGUGCCAGUGUGUGAUUAGUGUUUGACGCGAUGUGGGGGGCAGCGGUGUCUAACCCUCCUCAUUAUCAUUACGUUCAGGGGCCUGGGGGGCCGGUGGCCCAGAAUGGUCCGGGGGGUCCGAUCUUGGCGGGGCCGCCGACGGGGAAGCACCUGCGGCCGCAGUCUUCGUACUCGCUGCCGCAUGGAAGCAAUGGGCCCGGGCGCUGGGGGUGGUCCGGGAAUCAUGUGUCGUCCUUUGAUCGGAGGCAGUUGAAAGUGCCACCACAACCAGUUCGCCCCGCUCCGGUUCGUCCAUCGCACAGCAGAAAUACAGUUGCUAGUAAGGUCGACCCCGAGCUGAUCUUCACAAAACAGGAGAAGAUCGGCAAGGGCUCCUUCGGCGAGGUGUUCAAAGGGGUCGAUAACAGGACCCAGCAAGUAGUCGCCAUCAAGAUCAUCGACCUUGAGGAGGCUGAAGAUGAGAUCGAGGACAUACAGCAGGAGAUUAUGGUGCUGUCACAGUGUGACAGCCCAUACGUCACUAAAUAUUACGGGUCUUACUUAAAGGGAACAAAACUAUGGAUAAUAAUGGAGUACCUGGGCGGCGGGUCGGCGCUGGACCUGAUGAAGGCGGGCAGCUUCGAGGAGAUGCACAUCGCGGUAAUCCUGCGCGAGGUUCUGCGCGGCCUGGACUACCUGCACUCCGAGCGCAAGCUGCACCGCGACAUCAAGGCCGCCAACGUGCUGCUCAGCGAGAUGGGCGAUGUCAAGCUGGCCGACUUCGGUGUCGCGGGCCAACUAACGAACACAACAAGUAAACGCAACACAUUCGUCGGCACGCCCUUCUGGAUGGCGCCAGAGGUGAUCAAGCAGUCGUGCUACGACAGCAAAGCCGACAUAUGGUCGCUCGGCAUCACAGCAAUAGAGUUGGCCAAGGGAGAGCCACCCAAUUCCGAGUUGCAUCCAAUGAGGGUGCUCUUCCUCAUCCCCAAGAAUAACCCCCCGCAGUUGACGGGGAGCUAUUCGAAACCGUUCAAAGAGUUCGUCGAAGCGUGCCUUAAUAAGGAUCCAGAAAAUAGGCCGACUGCAAAAGAGUUACUAAAGUUCCAGUUCAUCAGGAAGGCGAAGAAGAAUUCGUAUUUAAUGGAUCUUAUAGAUAGGUAUAAGAAGUGGAAGGCGCAGCGAAGCGAAGAAAGCGAAACCGAGUCGGAGAACUCAGAUUCGGAGGAAGGCAGCCGCGGCGACGGCGAGGCCGACGAGCCGUGGAUCAUGACGGUGCGCGGCGGCGCCGGCGCCCGCGCGCUGCAGCCCGCGCUCCCCGCGCACCCGCCGCACCCCGCCCACCCCCCGCCGCACGUCCCGCCGCACCCGCAGGACGACAAGCAGCGCCGGGCGAUGAUGGACGACACAGUGGUGAUCCCGCGGCCGCACUCUCCAACGACGGUUGGCAACGGCGCAGUGGUGGGACGCAGCGACGAGCCCGAGCCGCUCGCCAAGCCGCCGCCCAUCAACAACAACACCGACAAACACCCGCCUCGACAAUCGCCGAACGUGCCUACACCGGUAGUGGAACAGCGAAGCGCUAAGGAGAGAGAGCGCGAGCGCGAGCGAGACAGGGACAGGAGCGAGCGAGACGAGCGCAAGGAGCGCGCAGACCACGCCCCCUCCAACCGCGACAGUGUAGUUUAUAAUAAUAAAGCCGCUUCGCCUUUAGACCAUAGAGGAACCAAUAGUGAAGAAAACAAAGUUAGAAGGCAUCCAUAUUUGCAGCAGCUAAUUUAUCCAUUACUAAAUGAGCUGUCGCGCAAGCACGGCGCGGGCAGCGCGGCGGCGGUGGAGGAGCUGCGGCGCGCCUUCGAGCACGCCGAGCGCGCCGCGCCGCACCUCACGCGCGCCUUCGUGCAGCAGGUGGUGCAGAGGGUGGCGACGCAAAGCCACGCGCCGCCGCAGCCCGCGCCGCAGCACUGGAUGAGGGAUCUAUAAUAGAGUGGGCAGGUGGGUGGCGCCCUGCGCUGUGUUCUCGCUUCCCUUCCCGCGGCUACACCCCGCGCGCUCGCACGCCCCGCCACGACCCGGCACGGCCCACACGCGGGUCAUUUACGACCCAUGGGUCCCACACAACCAGACUGGCCCUCACCGGGCCCCUUUGUGGCCCUCCACCUAGGCCCAAUGAGGCCGAUGUGAUCUCCGCUCGGGUCCAACCCUGCAGGACCCAACAGGUCCGCUCCCCAUUUGGCUUGUUUUGUAAGAAUGGCUCAAACGAGUUGAUCCCAGCCAUUUAAGAAGUGCGUUUGAUUUUUAUUUUAUCAAAAAGUGAACGUGGACAGUUGAGCUGUAAACAUUACAUGAUGCGAGCAUGAAGUGCCGAUUGUGAUUCAUCGCAAAACGUUUGCAUGUCGCACUAGCGCUAAUCAAAUUGAAUCGUGAGCAUCAUGUAAAUGUUGUUUUUAAAUUGUUUUGUUCUUUUAACUGGUUUUAUGCCUUCACAUGUUUUCUGGAAUGUUUCAAUUUAAUUCUGUAAAUGUUAUGUAUACGAGCCUGUAAUGUGUUACAGCCGUUCGCACACAAAAGACAAGUUAUAGUUUUAAUACGGUUUGCAUGCUUUCAUUCGCACUUGGCGAAUAUUUUUAUUUGUCUAACAUAACCGUCAAGUUAUUUCUUACAAGUCAAUCCGUUCACGAGUCAGAUUGUAACGAGUGUCGACGCGUGUAGCCGCAAUCGAGUCACAAAGUUGCAAUGCCAUAGUGUAAUAAAUAAAAUGUAACGUAAUGAAUACUUAAGAUGGUUAUGUCUUAUAAUAUUUUAUAUCAUGCGCAUUAUUUAUGUAAAUAUCACUUAGUUCUCGCCACCUAUUCACCGUCUGUGCUAACAGGGGCCGGGCUCUCGAGUCCUGUAAUUUACUUACAUGUAGUGGUUUCCUUUCCGUAGAGAGUUAGCGCGCGUAGUGGAUCUAACUUAUAAUAAAUAUUCGUGGAGAGCUGAUACGUUACACUUCGCCAAUAUUUUGCCAUAAUUAUUGUUUUUCUAAAAUUAUUUUUACUAACUCGAGGUUUUUUUAUAAGAGUCUGAUUUUUGUUGUGAUCAGUCAUUGAAAUUCUAACAUAUUUAUAUAUUCUUUAGAAAUUGAUGUUUUAAAAGCUUGAUAUGUAGAAAGUGUUUAAGUGUCAUUCCAGACAAAAGACAAUAUUGUCAGCAUUUAUAGAUUAUGUUUGUAACUUGUACAUCGGUUUAUCUCGUGGAGUUUGAAACAUCUGUAAACUGCGUCCUUAAAAUUGUUAUAAAUUCUGUAGUGUAGUUUUCAAAGUUAGUUUUUAGUUGUGUAUUUGGCUACUUACCGUUUACGUUAGUGACUAAUCGAUUUCUAAAACAAUAAUGUCGAACCACUUUUUCCAUUCUAAUUCUCGUAGUGUUGAUUUUAGACGUCGAAACGGUAGGGCGAUUCGAGGAGAUUUAAAAGUAUUUUAUGAAAAAAGUAUUCAGACACUAAAGACCAUUCAGUGUCAAUAAUAAAAAAACAAAAAACAUGCUUAAAUAUGCGACAAUAUUUAGCGAUCGGGGAGUAUAUAGAAUAUAUUAUUACGAAGACUACAAAACAAUUAUUAAUUGCUGUGUAAAAAU